This is a messenger RNA of Achroia grisella, 2025 nucleotides long. RefSeq lists its product as uncharacterized. The coding region runs from base 1 to 2025 and encodes 674 amino acids. The transcript has a single exon. Lineage: Eukaryota; Metazoa; Arthropoda; Insecta; Lepidoptera; Pyralidae. The record is from RefSeq and is a predicted model, not a curated record.
AUGUCAGACUCAGUAACUGAGGCGGAUUUGGAGAUGGAGGACCAACCGGUGAGGUCGCGGCCCGUCUCGCGGCCCAGGUCACGGGCAUCUCGUCCGUCAUCGGCGUCGUCGACGCGCUCGACGCGCUCGACGCGAUCUAUGUUGGUGGAGGACGAGUUGUCCGGAUGUUUGGUGUCCCGUGAUGACGGGCUCACGAGGACGGCCGUUGCUAAGCGGCCACACACAGAUGGGGCGGGUCCCUCCGGGGCGAUGGGUAGUGGUACCCAACCAUCUAAAAUACCCUGCUCCUCGUCCCGGGGCGGAAAGCCUCCCUCAAAUACGGAGAGAGAGAAGGCUCCUGCGACAUUGCCGGUGUCCCAGCAGGAAAGCCGACGGACCGGGAUCCUCCCUGAUGGCGGCGUGGUGUUUGUCCGCCCCAAGGAGGUCUCUUCAGCGAAGAGGGUGGAGCCCUCUAAGGGUGAGAUGGACUCGCUCGCCGUCUUCAGGGAGGAGAUGGGAGACAAACUGCGGUCAAUCCUGCACACCGUGCAAAAGUGCCGCAACAGAAAAGGUGCUGAGGUGGGCCUCCUAAAGAAAAAUAUAGGAGAUAUCUUCCUCAUGGCAGAGAGGUUGGAUCCCGAGGUCCCUGUGGAUGAAACCUUCUCCACGUGGGCGGUCGAGCGGCGGAGCGUCAACGAAGAACUGGCCAAGCUCCGCAAGGCCAACGAUGACCUUCGUCGCCAAGUGGAGGAACUUACCCGCCUGGCUAAGUCCCAACCCCGAACCCUUUCGGCUGCCUCCUCGGCUCCCAAGGAACCGACGAAGAGGAGCAUCACAGUCCCGGCUCCUGCGCCGAGUGAUGUCGAGGCAUUCAGGGCGGAUAUCUUGGAGUCGGCCGGCCGUUUAAUUUCGGCCCAGGUGGAGGAACAGAUGAGGAAGGGCUUCAUCCAGUUGCGGGCCCUUCUGGACAAGUCCUCCCCGGCGCCGACUAUCCGCCCUGAGUACCGCCCGCCACUUCAAAGCGACGGGCAGUACGAGGUUCUGUCACGUCUGCCUGGCGCAGGGGGACCAGGAUUUAGGGACGCUCCCCAUCUGCAGGGAAGUCGGGGUGCAGACUUCCCACGUCUGGAGAAGCGUCAGCCCGCCAACCGUCCGGUUUCCGACGGUCAGCAGCCGGGCCCGUCGGGCGUGGGACGCGCGCAAGAAGGGUGGAACACGGUGGUGAAGCGGGGCGGUAAAACCCGCACCGUCCCCGAGAGACAGACUCAGAGCACCCAGAGCACACAGAGGAGCUCUGGGGCUGCCUCUCAGGGAAGGAAGAACAAGCAGGCCCCGCCAUCACCGUCCAAACUGCGUGCACCGCGAUCAGCGGCUGUGGUGGUUACCCUCGCUCCGGGGGCGGAGGCUGGCGGGCUGACGUACACGGAUGUGCUCAAGGAGGCGAAGAGCAAAAUAGACCUCGCCUCCUUGGGGAUUGGAAGCUUACGCUUUAAGACCGCGGCUACUGGGGCCCGUAUACUGGAAAUACCAGGGUCCCAGACGGGAGAACAGGCCGACGCGCUUGCGUCGAAAUUCCAAGAGGUUUUCCCGGCGGAUACCGUCCGCAUCUCCAGGCCCGUCAAAACGGCCGAAAUGAGAAUGAUGGGUCUGGACGACGGUACCGACGGGGAAGAGGUGGCAGCCGCCGUAGCCCAGCAGGGCGAGUGUGCGGCGGCCGCCGUCAAGGUCGGAGAAAUUCGACGAGGCGCGUCAGGCCUGGGCACCUGCUGGGUGCGGGCCCCACUAGCCGCGGUCAAGCGGAUCACGACGGCAGGCCGGAUCAAGAUCGGCUGGGUGUCCGCUGCUGCGGAACUGCUGCGGCAGAAGCCGCUCCGGUGCUAUCGGUGCCUCGAGAGCGGGCACGUGUUGGCAAGGUGCUCGCACGAGGAGGACCGAGUGGCUUAUGCUACCGGUGUGGAGAACCCCGCCACAAAGCGGCUGGGUGCAUGGCGACUCCACACAGCGGGGUAUGCGCAGCGGCGGGUCGCCCAGCCGAUCACCGGGUAA